AUGUUGCCUACAAAUAUUAUACAGAAGGUCAAGCGAUUAUUGUAUCACGGAGAUGUAUUUGGCGCCUUUCAUAAUAGUACGGGAAAUAUCAGCACCGUAGAGCAUAUCAUUCAAGAACCAGAGGGUCUGCAAAGUCUAAACUAUACGACGGUCUCCAGUUUUAACUCUUUUGAGAAAAUGUUGCAGAAAGGUGAUUUCACUACUUUGGAACUAAUUAGUGCAGGCAUCAAAAUGUUUUUUUCGUAUUCAGUAAGUAAAUAUGCUGUUCUAUGUUAUAGUACCGCCAUCAUAUUGAAUAGAUUAUCUGUAAUGUCUUCUCUGAGAUCAAAUUCAACAAGCAUUCGUUUACCACCUUGGUCAAAAACCUUGCUUCAUUUAAUAGCUAUUCUGUCACUGAUUAACGCCCUUUCACAAAUUCUGGGUCAGUUCGGUUACAUACAUCAAUUGCGCACAGAUGAUGGGGAUGUCUAUGCCCUGAACAUUUAUUUCUUCACAGCUUUGUCUGAUUGUGUUGAGGUUUUUAUUUCUUCAACGACAAAUGCCUUACUAUUAAAGUGCGCCGACUUUUCUUUAUGGGGCUUGUCAUUGAAUCUCUUCAUCAUAUCCAAGCUAUCUGCAGGGCAGAAACAUAUAGGCGAUAACGUUGAACUUCUGGGAACAGUCUCUCACAGACUAUUAAUCCAUUUAGUAGAACUGCUUCAUAUGAGAUCUUAUAGGCUAUUUGCAGAUUCUGCAUUAAACGUCGGCUUUUUCAUAACCUUCAUCGCUAGAACUUAUUUGAGCGGAUUUGAUUUUAUCAACAUCUGUCUCAUCCACAAUUACUUCCCUAAUUUUUUUUAUAUUUUCGUUAUCCUAUUGGCAUCUAUAGGCAUUUCCUUGAAGGCUCUUUUCACCGGCAAUCUCUUCCGAUUAAUACAUUCGAGGUCUAUAUGGGCUUUAGAAAAGUGGUGGAGAUCAAGUGAUUACAGUGGAGAAGAGGAAUUCAAUGAAGUAGCUCUUUCAUUGUGUCUACUUUUGACAUCAAGGGACCACAACUUGUCUAAAAGAUCAGAUACCGAAAAAACCACUGAUAAAGUUUCCGCGCUGAGUAAUAGUUAUAUGGUCAGCGGGCAUUUGAACCAACUUCAGUCGACACCAGAGGAUUUACUACCUCAUAAGGAAAUUACCACCGGUUCUCACUUACCGGGCUUCAUUAACACGUAUCUGGGUUUGUUCGAAUUAGUAAAAGCCAUACUUUUGAAGUACUUUCGACUCUUGAGAAAUCAUCUUUGGAAUAAAAAUCUGGAAACGAAUAUAGAUCAUAAGCCAGAAGUGAAAAAGUCUAGCAGGAUAGAUUUAAACAGAUAUGUUACGGAAAAGAACUAUAAAAAGUUUUUUUAUAAACCGGAUAUCAAAGAAUGCGAUCCCGAAAUUGAUCUCAGAUACGGGGAGCUAUUACUUCCUGAAGAUGACUCGUCAAGAGACUAUGUUCCUCCUAAACAUAUCAAAGAUAGUGCUCUAGAUGAAGGGUUUGACGAUGACGGUGACAGCCGACUAGUUAUAGAAGAAGAAAAAGAGUUGACACAUUUGUCAAGCAAUAUUGUUGAUUUCGAUAAUUUGAAGGAAAUAGCUUGGAAUGUUUCUAUGUGGUCCAUUUUAAAGUACAAAAUGGAUGAGCAUAACGAAAUCAAGGGGCCGUUAACCAGAUCACAGUACGGUAAGAAAAAUUCAGAAGGUGUACUAGUUGAUGUGGUCAUUGAACGUCUCUUACAUCAUAAGAGUGCUACGCAUGUACACAAACGUUUAGAUAUGAGGGAUGAAGAACCAGGUUUCAAGUUCGAUUAUCCGCUUGAUGGUUGCGAUGAAAUGGAUAAUAUUGAUCUUUCUUGCAUAAUCUGCAAAGUCAACAAGAGAAAUAUUGUAACUUGGCCUUGUCGGUGCCUCGCUUUAUGUGAUGAGUGCAGGAUAUCGCUCGGUUAUAAAGGGUUUGGUACAUGUGUCAGCUGUGAUAAUGAAGUAAGGGCUUAUAGUAAGCUGAAUAUUGUUUAG
Molecule: messenger RNA, 2028 nt
Organism: Saccharomyces kudriavzevii IFO 1802
Lineage: Eukaryota; Fungi; Ascomycota; Saccharomycetes; Saccharomycetales; Saccharomycetaceae
Gene: ASI3
Product: putative ubiquitin-protein ligase ASI3
Exons: 1
Coding region: 1-2028 (675 amino acids)
Biological process (GO): protein ubiquitination; ubiquitin-dependent protein catabolic process
Molecular function (GO): ubiquitin protein ligase activity
Source: RefSeq, a predicted model, not a curated record